GUCUUUUCCGCGUCGCCACGGUUUUUCGCUCCAUCCUCCAAAACCCUCGCUCCACUCCGAACCCAGACGGAGCGACGCACGGGCCACGCCGUGGCCAUCGCCCGUGUUGGGCACCGGAUGUCGACGCGAUGAGUGCCUACUACACGGAGAGGCGGCGACCCAAAGGCGAUGCCAGGUUGGCUUCGAUCCUCGAGCUGCUCGGGCGCUUGGAUGCCAGUGGAACUGGGCUCCUGCAGCGCCAGCGCUUGGUGGCCUUGAUCUCUAGCUUGGUUCCUGAGAUGACCCCGCAGUCCAUUGACUUGCUGAUGGACAGCAGUAUGCAUGCUGACCAGGUGAAUGUGAGGUAUUCGGACUUCCUCGCAUGGCUCUUCGAGGGUCUCGGACGGGCCGGGCCGUCGCUCCCGGGCGCCAUCUCUGUGGCCACCUGGAAUGUGGCAGCAGUGAACAACAACCCAUUUGAAUAUUGGCUGGCGCACGAUGAUCCGUGCUACGUGAAUCUGAUGGUGGCCAUCGAGACCUGCCUCUCAUCGCCUUCCCCUUCGUGGGAUGUGCCUGUGCGUGAGAUCUUCACAGAGGGGAUGUUCCAAGAGUUGAAGGCUCUCAUGUUGGAGCACGACAUUGCUGGAGUGGAAGAGGUGGAGGAGUCGAUGUGGCGAGAAGAUCUGCAAAAACGCCGUGUGGUGUCAGAGUUCAUCAAAGACAAGUCCUUGGGCUCCAAGCGUCUCAUCUCCAUGCCGGACCGCAUCACCAACACGGUGCAAGUGGUGACCCGGGCGGCGAGCGAGUACAAGCCGCCGCCGGCCUGUCGACCCACGGUCGCUUGGUGAUUUGUCAACCCUGGAAGUCUGGUGGGACUCCUGGAAGAGGUUUAUGUUCUGCCAGCCUUUGGCAGUGAGGAGCCACCAGGGCAUCUCCGUUCGUUUGCCCUGCCACAUGCUGGAGCCAAUCCCACGGAGCAAAUAUCCUGCACUCUCGGAGAAAGAGGAGCGGUUAGCAAUCCCACUACAAAUCCUAUGCCAGGCCAUUUUUGAUGCUGUUCUGGUGCAUCUCAUGCACCACUGCUCACCCGACGGAACCUGGCAAGUGGUGAAGAGCCAAAUUGGUGACCAUUUGUACCGGUGCAAGGCUCAACGAACGAUGGAGAUUCUGGAGACGAAAUACAGCACAGUUGAUGUUGUCUUCCUCCAAGAGGUUGCCAGCAACUUCUGUGACUUCUUCCAACGCUCUGCCCUAGCGCAGAGCUUCACCUGUGUGCUGCCUCGGAGCAUGGAUGGGAAGCGCGAUCAGAACUCUCUUCUCCUGCUUUCGACCCAGUUCUUUGAGCCCCAGAUCCAGGAUGUGACCUCGGUCAUUGAGGAGUCAAUGGAGGAUGGCGUUCGCUUGGUGAGCAGUGAUUUGGUGGCCGUGCUGGCAAAGGGUCGUGAUCAGAGGUCCUAUUUGCUGGCCUCCUUUCACGGAGACACCGCUGGCAGAAUGACUCUGCCCCUGCUGCGCGCUUUGGUCUCGGCUGCGGCCCAGCGCUACCCGAGGCACAUCUUGAUUGUGGGCAUGGAUGCCAACAGCUAUGACCCUGCGAAGGAUGAACAGCUGCCUUUUACCAGGCUUAUUGAAGCUUGGUGAAGACACUGGGCCUCACCACGUGCUGGGGGGAGGAUCCGGACCGGAUGAGCUGCAGAACCACCUGUUGUGCGCGCACCUCCUUGCAGCCUCAGCUGAAUAAGGCGAUCAGCUACAAGGACUGUGUCUCACAGAGUGAUCGAAAUCCAAAGGAUUUGAUCACUUUCAAUCGGCAACAGCUGCGGUUGCUCAGCCCACAAGAGGUCGGUCAGCCGAACCCGUUGAAAGACAACACGGGGCAGCUGCACUACGAGGAGUCCAUGAACUUCCCAACCUUCGACUUCCCCUCAGACCAUGCCAUCGUCGCCGCCUUGCUCCAGCAAGUGGCGUAGCUUCUUCAUUGCCAAGGAGUGUUGGUGUUCGACCAGUUGCUAUGUGAGCUCCUUUUUUUGGGCAGAUGCUCCGGCAAGGGCACAAAGAGAUGGUAGAGGA
Molecule: messenger RNA, 2049 nt
Organism: Durusdinium trenchii
Lineage: Eukaryota; Dinophyceae; Suessiales; Symbiodiniaceae
Source: the annotation of a GenBank genome assembly